AUGUCAUUGCUCUUUACAUGCCUCUCCUUCUAUUAUCAAGGUCUUUCUCAGGACCAUCUUCGAAAGAGUCUGGAGCAAAUAUUGAAAUCAGAUGACCCUGCUCGUGAAUUGAAGAAUGGAUUCAAGCAUCUGAAAGUCUCUCUGCUCGAAUACAUCUGGCGCCAUUUCCGCUUCAACACGGCCGCUAUUGAUUAUUUCUUGAACAAUUUCGUGUUUCCAAAGCAUGCAAAGCAGUUCCACGUGAAAUUGCGCUUCAAGAAUAUUAGAAUUCUGAUUGAUUCAGGAGCUGCGAUCUUGGAGAUGACCAACUAUGACCUGGCCAAGAAAUUGCUUGAACUCGAUACAACCGCUCCGGCUGCAAUCUAUUUCGACGAGGACAACCGUGCCAUGGUCACUUACCGGGGCAGGAAGACUUUGCCCUUAGUGGCGUCGCCAUUUGCUGAUAACUUGGGUGAGUGCUUAGUCUAUCUCGACGAAUCUCACACGCGUGGUACCGACUUGAAAUUUCCACCAGGCGCUCAUGGCGCUGUUACGCUCAGUCUGGGCCAAACAAAAGACCAAAUAUUGCAAGUGGUGAUGAGGCUUCGUCAAUUGGGCACUACACAGAGAGUUACGUUCAUUGCACCUCCUGAGGUCCAUCAGUCAAUCAUAGACUUUCAGCGCAAGACAGUGCGCAACCAUAUCGAUUCGCGUGAUAUUAUUUGCUGGUUACUUGAGCAGACAAUUCAAGGCCUUGAAAAUCUUCAACCGUUAUUCUAUGCCCAGGGUACAGAUUUUUGCCGCCGCUCACAGGCUAGGAAUGACUACCCUAACUUCCUGACUAAUGCAUACCACCGUUCCUCCUACGCCAAAGUGCUGGAGGAUCCUGAACAACACACUCUGAAAUCGCUUUAUGAACCUCGUUAUGAGAAAAGCGGUCGAGGAAAGCUGCCUCAGGGCCCAUUCAAUGAUGGCCAGAUUGCUUCGUUUGUGAGAGAGCUUGAGACAAAUCGUAAAGCAUUCCGGGACACGGGGAAUGCAGUCCAUGCCUCUGCGCUUCAAGAAGUCGAACAGGAACGCGAAGUGGCUAUCGGAGCUGAGACAGUUCGUGAGAGACAAAACCCACCACGCUUCUACCCCCAGAGCUUUUCGGGUCUCGACCUUGACAUUCGGGCAUUCGUCAACUCAGGCGAGUUAAGGGCAGGGAAUAUGACAUGUCAGCAGCUUUUUCUAUACAUGCGUCACACAAAUAUUGGCCAGAAAUAUAAGUUGAAUCUGCCGGUUAACUCGAGGCUAUUUGUCUCACUGGAAUUUCGCAAGACAGUAUACAUGACUACCGGCAAGUACCAUGAUAACUUCCUGAGGCACACUCAGUACAUACUCUGGAGCGAACUAUCAGAUACUGCGAUUCUCGUCAGCCCAGAGGAAGCCGAGCUUCUCGUACCGUUACUUAGGGAAGCAGUCAAACAAGAGGUCCAUCUACUGACCUACGCAGCUCCAGUCACGAGGAAGAUGCUACAAUUCAACGAUUUGAAAUACUAUGCAAUAUCGUCACUCAGACAGGAUUGGGAGGCUCCUUUGUGGCUCCGGGUCCAGGUCGGGCUGUUCUCAGGCCGUCUUUACUUCCCUUUCGAGGAGCUUGCUCACAUGCUCGAGUUCCUUGAUGUCACUAACAAUGCAACGUGCGAGGAGUCAUCCCGUGGGCUGGCAGAAAUAGACAGGUUGCCUUUCUACGGUACCGAAAACACUCCAGUGGAGUUUGAAGAAAUUGAUCUUAUUGCUCAGCCUGGGUCCAUACCAUGCAAGGCACCACAGGCCCAACUCACAAAAGUCAAGACACUGGGUUUCCUCCAAGAAUGGCUCAACCUUCGAGCAAAAGACCAAGAUUUCGCACAAACGCCGAUGGGGUAUGUUUGCUCUGGGAAGGUGCUUACUAGAGAUCAUCCAUUCUUCCGUGAUAUUGACUCCGAAGCAAGACUACAUGCACCAGCCACGUCCAGUGAUACCCCGGACGGGGACCUGAGCCUGACCAAGGACGUCGAAGACGACGGAGUCUCUGAUCUUGAUUGUGAUGAUCUCCAUGAACGUCAAAAGCUCACGGAUGCGGAGAUGAAGCGUGCCGCCGCCUUAAAGGAUGGAGAAGACAUCUUUGUUGAUGCGGAGGAGCAUCUCGACGAUGGGGAGGAGGAUGAUAAGUAA
Molecule: messenger RNA, 2178 nt
Organism: Exophiala aquamarina CBS 119918
Lineage: Eukaryota; Fungi; Ascomycota; Eurotiomycetes; Chaetothyriales; Herpotrichiellaceae
Exons: 2
Coding region: 1-2178 (725 amino acids)
Source: RefSeq, a predicted model, not a curated record